AUGGCUCCAGAAAAAACCCAGUUGGGUGAGAUCAUCGAUCGUUACCGCCCAGACAUCCAGCCAUUUGAGGAUGUCUAUCGCCACAUCCACAGCAACCCAGAGCUAUCGGGUCAAGAAGAGCAGACUGCCAAGAUAGCAUCCGAUCACCUCAACUCUCUUGGAUUUGAAGUCAUCACCAAGAUUGGUGGUCAUGGCGUAGCAGGAAUUCUCCGCAACGGCAAUGGCCCGACCAUCCUUGUCCGGGCGGACAUGGACGCUCUCCCCGUCAAAGAGAAGACUGGUCUCCCCUACGCCAGUAAAAAAGAAGUGAAGGACGAGUCUGGCUCCAAAUCAGUCAUGCACGCCUGCGGUCACGAUUUCCACGUUACUACACUGAUGGCAGCGUCGACGCUUCUCCACAGCGCCCGUGACCACUGGUCCGGAACGUUAAUCUGUAUCUUUCAGCCCGCGGAGGAACAUCUCGAUGGAGCCCAAGCUAUGCUCACAGAUGGCCUCUAUGACAAAAUCCCUAAACCCGAUAUUGUUCUCGCACAGCAUGUUGUGCGCAUGCGCGCGGGUUCUGUCAACCUCCACGCUGGCCCCCUGCUCACCGCAGCAGAUGCGUAUGAUGUCAGAGUAUACGGUCGCGGAGGGCAUGGCUCCGCGCCACAGACAACGAUCGACCCGAUCGUCAUCGGAGCGUCGAUUGUUACAAAAUUGCAGUCGAUUGUGUCGCGGGAGGUGACUCCCGGAAAGCUGGCCAUCGUGACCUGCGGCAGUAUCCACGCAGGAACAUCAUCAAAUAUCAUCCCUGCCCAUUUGGAUCUGCAGCUGAAUGUGCGGACUUUUGAUGCGGAUGUGCGGAAGCAGGUGUGUGGCGCUAUCCACCGUAUCAUCGAGGCGGAGUGUAUGGCUGCUGGUGCGGUGGAGAAGCCCGACAUCAAGCGCACUUUCUCGACUCCGUCAACUAUCAAUGAUGGCAAGACUGUUGAUACGCUUCGUGAGACCUUCGCUCCGUACUUUGGAAAGAACCUUGUGGAGAUGGACCCGCCUGCUGCUAGUGAGGAUUUCUCUCUGCUCGCAACUGCUGUUGGGGCUCCAUAUGUGAUGUGGAUGUGGGGUGGAGUCGAUGAGAAGACUUGGGACGAUGCUGUUGACAAGGGAACUCUUGAUCAGUUGCCUGGUAAUCAUUCACCUUUCUUCGCUCCGGUUUUGCAGCCCACUCUGAAGACUGGUAUCGAUGCCAUGGCACUCGGGGCUUUGACCUUCUUGAAGAAGUAG
Penicillium brevicompactum is the source of this 1260-nucleotide messenger RNA. RefSeq names its product putative zinc metallopeptidase. Lineage: Eukaryota; Fungi; Ascomycota; Eurotiomycetes; Eurotiales; Aspergillaceae. Bases 1 to 1260 code for a protein of 419 amino acids. The transcript has a single exon. Gene Ontology annotation, molecular function: hydrolase activity. The record is from RefSeq and is a predicted model, not a curated record.